GUGCUUGGUGGUGUUUCCGAUUCUGCCCCUUUUAUAAACCUAUAUGCAAUUCUCCAUAUCGUUUUAGCUGUCUUACAACUGAGACUGAAGUGUGUUGGUGGAAGUGCACUGUUUACAACUGCUGAGAAUUACAAUAUUUUGUUUAAUCCAGUGAUCAGUGCCUCUGAAAUUGCGUCAUUCAUUCAUAUUUCACUAACUCUAAUUGGGGAACAAAUCAAUUGGACAGUGUUAUCAUUAUUAUUACAAUUAGACAUAUCUAUUAAUUUAAAUAUGCCCGCUAUCACCAUAAUUACAUGUUCAGGUUCAAUAAUAAUGCCAGAUAUCUUUUCUGAAAUUCCUUACGAAAUUGUAGUCAAAAUUCUUACUUUUUUACCUGCAAAAGAUCUUUGUUCCAUUUCUUUGGUUAACAAAAAUCUUCUGUCAUUCACCCAAGAUGAUUACGUUUGGCAAUCAAUUUGUAUUAGUCAAUUUCCUGCGAGUCGUAUUUCUGAGGAACGAAAAAAAAUGAUAACAAAGGAGGAAUCAGAUCUAGAUAUUUUUGAGGAAUCAGAUCAAGAUUUUUUUUUUGAGGAAUCAGAUAAUGAUAUUUUUGAGGAAUCAGAUCAAGAUACCUUUGAGGAAAUCAUUUUUAUUUCUAACUUGGGUAAGACUACUCCUUCGGUAGAAAAUAACAAUGAUGUGACCGUUAGUGAAUGGAAAAGACUUUAUAAGAGGCUAUCCAGACAUAUUAACUUUAUUGUCGAAGAACGGGGCGUCACCUGGUUAGAUUGUCAAGAACAUGGAGGAAAUAAACACCAUUGGCGAACCAUCAAAGAUUCGCAAAGCGAAUUUGGAAAAGUUGUUUGUUUAAAAUAUGUUUGGUGGUUUGAUGCCGUUCUACCUGGUACAUACGACGUUGUAUGGCGAUUAAAAAUUAAAGGAAAUAAUCACUGGACCAUUCAAGGUUUAAACUUUAGCGCAAAUGUUAUUGAGAGAUUAGAAGAUGAAAUUGAUGCUGAAACUGCUAUUCAUGAUGAAAAACUUUAUAAUCACACUCCACAUCGUUCAUU
Messenger RNA from Racocetra persica, 1049 nucleotides. NCBI's taxonomy places the organism in Eukaryota, Fungi, Glomeromycota, Glomeromycetes, Diversisporales, Gigasporaceae. The record is from the annotation of a GenBank genome assembly.